AUGGAAAAUCUGUUUAUGAAAAGUUAAAACUUUGACUUUAAUUUAGCAAAAAAUAAAAUUAAUAUAGAAAAUGUCAUCCCUUAAUUGUUAUCAACCAUGGAUUUCAAAACUUCUGAUUUUAAAUUAAAUUAAGUCAGUCUCAUAAAAUUAAGAGGAGGAGGAUGUGGGACAUCUUAGCCAGAGAAAAAUAUUAUGGAGUAGUUAGAAAUUGAUUAAAAUUUAAAAAUGUCAUCUUAAUUACCUCAAAACUUUCAAACAAAUCUAAAUGAUUCAUUAAACUUCAUAGUAGAAGGUGCUAAGUAAAUUGGAGAUACAAAUUAAAGAAAUACAGUAAUUAUGAAAAUUUAAUGGUUUAUUCAUAAUCGAGAACACUUGAAUUAUUUUAAUAUUGAUAAAAGAGAAACAAGCAAAAAUUAUGAAUUAAUUCAAGGAAAUUUUUUAAAAUUAUUAACAGUCCUUACAACACAUUUAAGAAGCUCAGGAUUUUUUUGUUAAUAAAUUCUAUAAAUUUGUAAUGAAUUAUUAAGAAUUCUUUAUGCAUUUUAAUUAGACAAUCCUAAAAGAUUUUUUGAUGAUGAUGUUAAAUAAGAAUACCUUCAAUACUUAUAAGACUUUAAUAUUUAAUUAGAUAUAGAAUAAAGUAAUGUUUGGAAGACUGGAAUUGAAUUUGAGCUAAUAAUGAUGAAAAUAAUGAUAAUGAAUUCAAAAAGUAAUUCGACUGAAGGAAAGGAUAAAUUAUUAGAUAUUUUUAAGUAAGUUGCUAUAUCAAUAGCAUCAUUCUCUCCUUCUGAAAACCUUUUUUAGAGUGUUGUAAAUGGUUUUCAAUAUCUUAUAAAAAAAGGGAUGGAGAAAAAAUUAUAUCCAAUAGAAGUUUACUAAACUUAUUAUUUAUUUUAAUUAAUUAAAUGGUCUAUUAUCAGACAAUUAAAGUCUAAGUAAUCAGUUUAUAAAUAAAUCGAAUAAUUGAAGAAUGCUUUUCAAAAAUAUAUUUUAGAUUCUGAAAAUUGGAUUUUACAUUUCAGUUGGAUAUAAAUGAUAACUGAUAUUAUUGCUUAUCGUCCAAUAAUCAAUAAGUCUAUUCUAUUUAACAAACAAGAGCCAAGUAAGUAAUUUAUCCUUUGGAAUUCCUUAAUAGAAAAUAAUUUAAUUAAUAUUGUUUCAUACAAUAAGAAUGAAGCAAUCAUGAACCUAUUUUAGGACUAAGAGAGGAAAAUGUUAAGUUUUGAAUUAUCUAACUUUUUGGAAAAUUAUGGCAAAAAAAAAUUUCUACUGUUUUCUCAAUUUUUAUUAUAAGGAGAUCUUAUAAAAACGAUUAAUCAUUGGGAUUAUUACAAAGAAUUCUCUUUGAAAAAAAAAGAAAAAAAAAAGCAUGAGGACUAUGAUAUCAUUUUAGCUAGUCAUGAAUUAGAAAUAUUACAAACAUUAAUUUUCAAUUUUAAAUCUUAAAAAGAUACAAUACUAUCUAAUUAUUCCAGAAUCUUAUAACAAUUUGAAACAUUUUUUAAAGAGCCUUCUUAAAUAAUGAUUGAAGUCAUUAAAGAUGAUUAGUAUGUAUCUUUAGAGUAAUUCUUAGAAGCCUAUAAAAAAUUAAUUUUAUUAUCGAAUUAUAUUUAUUAGUUAGCUAAAUUUGAAGUUGCUAAAAUUAAUAUGCUUAAACCCUACUUAACUGAAUUCUAGAAUAAUACUACUUUUAAGGAUUCUGAGUAGUUAAAAUUUCUCAAAAAUUCAUUAUAAAGAAUUGAAGAUUUUAAUAAAAAUUAAAUCAAUUAAUUGAUCACUCAAUUUUUAAAUUACUUUUUAAUUGCUAUUAAAUUUACCAGUUCAACUUAUGAGUUAAUUUAGUUUUUAGAUACUAAGUAAUCGACAGAUUUAGUUAAUAUAUUGGAUUCUUUUUAAGUUAAUUAAUUUGAAAAACUUUAUGUUAGUUUUGAAAUCUAAUUUGAUUAAUUUACUUUUGAAUUAAAUAUGUUUAAGGAUAGUUUUAUCUAGUUAAUAGAGAAGAAAGAAGCAAAUUAAAUAAAAACAAUCUCAAUACCCUCAUACAAUAUAUCUGAAAUUAUUGAUUAUAUUAGUUAAGGUAAAUGGAUUAAUACAAUUUUAAAAAAUCUGUUAUUUUAGGAAUAUUUUAGUAAAUUCUCUUUGUUUGAAUCAUAGCUUAUAACUUUACAAGAUGUGAAAGAAAAUUAUGUAAAUUGCAAAUUUUGCAUUACAACAUUGAAAUUUUUAAAAAAAUUCUUCUAAUUACAAGAUUAAGAAAUAAGAUCAAUUUUCUCUUAAAUAAAUCAACAAAAAAGCAAAUAAGAAAUCAAAUAAGAAAAUUUAAGUGUUAAACAAGUAUUUCUCUAAAAUAUUUUGGAAUAAUAAAGACAAAAAGUAGAUGAGAUAAUAAACUAAAUUAAUGAAAAAGGUUUUAAAGUUGGCUGUAAAGCUUUAGUAGAUUAAAUAUAAUCUGAUAUUACACUGUAUAAAGAAGAAAUUUAGAAAAUUUAGAUAAAUAAACAAAGUCAAGAUAUUUCAUAAUUCUUUUUAGAAUCAUAAUUUGUUUUACUAACAGUGAUAAACGAGCCUAAUAAAGUAUAAAUUUUAAAAGAACUUCUUGCUAAUUAUGAUAGAAAAUUGAGUUAAGUAGGUUAAAAAGAUGAGAGCAAUAAAAAUUCCGAAAGCAAUUAGAAAAAUAAUGAAUAAAAUAACCAGAAGGAGGAAAUAUAAAUUGAUGAUAAGAAAAAAUGCUUAUAAAUACUAAAUGAAAGUUAUAAAUAUUUUAAGUCUUUUGAAAAAUUAUUAAGACUUGGUUUAGUUUUGAUUCAUCAAUAAAGAAAUAUUUGCACUUCCAAUUUAAAAUAAGAAUAAUCAUAGACAGAGUUAUAGAAAAAAUAAUCAAACGAAGAAUAAAAGAUCAAACCUUACAUAGAGAGCCUAAUGAAAAAAAGAAAUGAAUAUUUUAGUGAAGAAAAAUAAGCCUAAAUAAAAAUGCUAAUUUAAUUUUUAAUUGACCAAACCAAUAAUAAAUAAUUUGAUCCUGUUUAUCUCAAAUUAGAAGAAUUUAUAAAAUUUUUUUAAUUGUUUUUUAAUGAUAAUUCAAGCUAUGUGGGAGAUUUAGCUAAUUAGAAAAAUAUGAAAGCAGAUAAAAUUAAUGAUUCAGUAUGGAAAGAUAUCUAAAAUGCAUAUAAAGAAACAAAAGAAAAGAUUCUGGACUCACUAGAUUAUAAACCUGAUUAUAAAGUAAGAGAAGGAUUAGUCUACAAUUUAAUCAAACUUUAAUAAACUGUUUAAGAAUAAUAGAUUAAUUCAUUUUCAUCUAAAUAUAUCAGCUACAUGUGGGUGUUUGAAAAAGAUUAAAAAGUUAGAAGUUUAUUGAAGAAUAAAGAAUUAAUUGAAUUUUAGAAGUAGUUAUUUGCUUAAAAUCUAGAUAAUUUAUAAAUUUCAAUAAAAGAUGAAUUGAAAAGUAGAAUAUAAAAACUGGAUAACCUCUAACAAUAAAUCAAACUUGAAGGAAAUUAAUAAAAAAGAGAAUAAAUUUAAUUGUUGUUAAAGAAUACUUAUGAUGAAUUAGAUGAAUCUUUAGAAAAUAUUUCUGAAAUGUCAGAAGCCAUGGAUAUUAAUCUUAUAUUUCUCAAAGAUAUUUCGAAGGAUGUAAAGUAAAUAAAAGUGCAAAUUGAUAGUUUAUAAGAAAGUAUUAAUUAAGUGGGUGAUGAUAUUCGUAAAUUAAGGGGGAAAAGUUAUAAAGAAUUAUUAGAUAUUAGAAAAUAAAAAAUAUUAUAAUAAUCAAAACUAAAUGAUGUUGACUCGGUUUAUGUAUAAUUACACACAAUUGAAUAUGACCCUAUUACUGGUGAAAAUAUUCUUUCUGAAGGCAAGCAGACAACUUAAUUGAUGGUUUAAUAAUGGAAUGAUCCUAAUGGAGAAGUCAAUGAAUUCAUUUGGGAAUAUGAAAUAUUAAGAGAAAAGGAAUAAGUAGAAGCAGAAAAAGAAAUAGAAAUAGAAGAUAAAAUAUAAUAAAAAGAAUUAAAAGAUGUUAUGUUAAUUUCAGGAUAUGCUGGUUCUGGCAAAAGUAAAGCAGCCAGAAAAAUAGAAGAAUUUCUUUGGUUACAAGAAGGAAUUCACUCAAAAUGGAUUCCAAUAUUUGUAUCUCUUCCAACUUUAAAGAAUCCAAAAUAUAAUUUAUUCGAAUAGGCAUUAGAAUCAGAAAAUUAUUAAUUUGAUUAAUAUUAAAUUAGAGAAUUUAAAGAUGCAAUCUAAGCAAGAAAAGAAAAAAUUUUACUCAUCCUUGACAGUUACGAUGAAAUGAAAUAAGAUUGUAUUUAGUAAAAUCUAUUAAUGACUAAUAAAUUGUUUUAAGAUUUAAAUAUUGACAAAUUCAAUUUAAAUUUGAAAAUAAUUAUUACAACAAGAAAAGAAAUAUUAAAUUCAGUUGGAUACUAAACUUGGUUUUAUGGGUAAAGUCUUUCAACUUUGAAAGAAGUGUAGUUAUAAAAUUUUAAUCAGAAAUAGUAAAAUUAAUAUAUCAAUAAAUAUGUUGAGUUGACUAUUAAAAGAAAAAUUAAAGAAGUUUAUGAAUUUGUUAAAUCAAUAUCUGGGUAUAAUUUUGAUUUGGAAGAAUUCCUUUUAAUUUGGGGUUUAAUUUCUAAAUAAGUUCAUGAAAUUGUUUAAGAAUCUAAAUUUUCUAAUCUAUAUGGAAUUUUCAAAAAUAAAUAAGAAGUAUAAAUAAUACAAAAAUUAAAGACCCAUAAAAUUCUGGAAGUAUUAAAAGAAGAAUAAACAACCACAUUACAAAAAGAGCUUUUAGCUUUGUGGAAUCCAAAUUAAUUUAAAAAAUCUAUUGAAAGUGUUUAAAUUCAAGAUUUACUAACUACCCCAUUUAUGUUGGAAAUUGUUGUUUAAGUUUUACCUAAUAUGAUCAAAAUGUAUAAAGGAUCAACAAUUAUUAAAGAUAUUUUCAUCAUUAAUUUUAUAAAAUUGAAAAAAUAGGUAAGCCAAUCUAAAAGUUUAAUUGAAUUUUAUCGAAAGGAAUACAAUCCAUUCAAUUAAAAUGAAAGAUUACGCUUAGUUAAAUUUGAUAUUGAUUAGGAGUUCUCAAGAUUAAAUGAUGAAGAAUAACUUUCUAAGAUUCAGAAAGCAGAAAUAAAUGAGACAGUUGAUAAACUUGAUAAAGAAAACUUUUUCUAAAAAUAUUCUAUUGCUAGUAUAUUGAAAUCUGAAGGAAAUAAUAUUAUUGUUGAUGGUUAUAAAGUCUAAUUAAACCCCGAAGACAUUGAUUUAGUAAUUAUGUCCUUAAAAAUGAAAAAAUUCACUAUUUUUGAGUUUUAUGAGAGCUUCAUCAAUUUUUAUCAUUUAUAGUAAAUUUAAAAAUAAAGAGAAUUAGGUAAAAUAUAGAAUUAUGAGAGCUUUGCAUUUGAUAUUUAAUAAUUCUCUAAUUCAUUAGCUAUUGAUAUGACUUUAAGAGAAUUAUCUUAAAUAAAUUAUAAAUCCUAAGGUAAACUUGAUUUAAAAAGUAAUUAUAAAAUAGAAAGAGUUGUUGAUGAUUGGUUGAAAUAAUAUUUUGAUAUGGAAGAUGAAUAUAAAAAAUUAAUUAGAACUUGUAUUCUAUUAACUUCUAAGGGAAGUAUGCAUUCCUUUACUCAUAAAUCAAUUUAAGAAUUUUAUGUUGCAAAAUAUAUUUAUGAUCUUCUUUCAUCUUUGAAUAUUAAACUUGAUUAUAAUAAUUCGAAAUAUUUAAAUGAAGAAAUGGAAAAAUAUAUGGCAAUAUUAUAGUCAUCUGUAUUCAACGACCCCAAAUUUAAUCUAUCAACAGAUAAUUUUAGGAACAUAAUAAGCUUGAUUAUAGAAAAAAUACUUAAUGAUGAAAAUAUCAAGUAUAAAUUAAUUGAGAUAGUUAAACUUUCAAAAACACACUGUUACACUAGUUCAGCCUCAAAUAGUAUUUAUUUAUUAAAUUAAAUGAAUGUUUAUUUGGGAUCUUAAGACUUUAGUUAAAUAGAGUUAGCUAAUACAAAUAUAUCCGGUUUAAGCUUUUUUAAUAGUGAUUUAAGUAGCUCAAAAUUCGAGAAUGUAGAAAUAAAUUCGUGCAAUUUCAAUUUCGCUUAGUUAUCAAAUGUUUAAUGGUCCAAUUUGAUUUGUAAAGAAAAACCAUUUUUAAAAGGCCAUACAAAUAGAGUUGUAGAAGUAAAAUUUUCCCCUAAUGGUCUUUAUAUUGCAUCUGCAGGAGAUGAAAAUGAAAUUAAAUUAUGGAAUUCUUAAACAUAUCAGUUGAUUUAGAAUUUAGAAGGGCAUACAGAUUCAAUUAAUACACUCUCAUUUUCAUCAGAUUCUUCAAUAAUAAUUUCUGGAAGUAACGAUUACACUAUUAGAAAUUGGGAUAUAAGAAAUCUUUAAAACAAAAUUACAGGUGUACUUAUAGCUAAAUUGAAUGCUUAAGUCUUAAAAGUAUAAAUAUCUAAAGAUUAAAAAAGAUUAUAUGUCUAAGAUAAACAUGGUCUUUUUUAGAUUUUGAAUUUAAAAAAUGAAGAUUUAACUUUGAUUGAUGAUGAGAUAUUCAAAUUAGAAAAUAAGAAUAAGAUUAGAUUAUUUGCUUUUAAUCCAAAAAAUCCAAUAGUUUCAAUUGCAUAUAGUAAUUAAUAAAUUGAAUUAAUUGAUUAUUCAACAAAAAAUGAAGAAAAGCCCAAAAUUAUACAAAGUCCUCUUCUAAAUUAGAUUAGAUAUAUGAUAUUUAGUCCAGAUGGAAAAUACUUUGCUGUCGCCUCAUAUCAUGAUGUUGCUGUUUAUGAUAUUACACAAAUAACAAUAUAAAUGUUAAGCUAGUUUAGAUUCACAAAUGUCCGUUUAAUAACUAUUUAAUUUGAUUCAACAAUUAAAUAUUUAAUUAUUGGCACAGAAGAUUGUAUAUUUUAAAGAGAAAUUCAUCAACCUAAAAUCGAAAGUCAGGAAGUCUAAGAAAAAUGUCUUGAAAUUUAAAUUUCACCAGAUGGUUAAUUAGCUGCAACAAUAUAUGAAAACAAAAUUAUCAUUAGAAACUUUUAAUCAGAUUAACUAUUAUAUUCUCAAUCUUUCGAGUUCUAGCCAAGUGAGAUUAAGUUCUCAAAUGAUGGUACUGAAUUAUCCUUUUUGCUAAAUCAAGGUAAAAUCAUUAAGAAUUUUUUAAUUAUGAAUUUAAAUAAGUUUGAAAUUAUUUAUAAUCUUGCUUGGAAUAAUAAAAUUUGGAAUAAAUUAAUAAUUUCAAAAAGAUUUGAGAAAAUGCUAGUUCUAUUUAAAUUAAUUGAAACAGAUUAAUAGGAAAUUACAGGAUCCUUAAUAAUAGAUAGAAAUAAAAUUAACUAAAAUUUAUAAAACUAGAUAUUGAAUUUAAACAUUAAAAAGUUUUGUGUUAAAUACAAUAGUUGGAUUAUUGCUUAUAUAACAUCGGAUUCUAACUCUAUAAUAAUAUAUAAUUUAGAUAAGAAAAAGUAAAUUCAAGAGCCUCUUGAAAAUGAAAAGAAAAUAAUCCAGAACUUUUCGUUUUCCCCUAUAAAAAACCAUUUAGCUGCUGUUUAUGAGUAAGAAUUAUUAAUUUGGAAUUUAGAUUUGUAACCUUUUGGAUUAUAAAAAAGAAUUAAAUUGAAUGACUUCUUUAUUUCCUCUAUGAAUUAUUCUCCUGAUGGUUCACGAAUAGGAUUAAUAUUUGAAAAUUCGUUUCAAAUUUACAAUUUAAUUGAAGAUAAUUUUAUAAUUCAUUAACAAAAAUUUCAACCUAAAGAAAUAGCAUUCUCAAUAGAUAAUCAGUAGAUUGGAUUAAUAACCUAAAAACAUGAAAUAUUCUUUUUUAAUGAAAAUAUGAAUGAAAAAAAAUUAUAUAACAUUUCAAAAAACAAAGAUUUUGUUUUUACGCCAGAUUAGAAAUGUAUAAUUACUACAUAUAAAAAUGAAUUAAUUUUAUUGGAUCCAUCUACUUUAUAAAAUAUAGAUAAGAAGUUAAUGAAUAUAAAUUUUGAUUCAGUUUCAUUUUCUCAAUAUACAAAUAUAAUUGUAUUACAGAGAGAUUUUAUUAUAGAAUUAUGGAACUAUUAAGAUAAUGCAUUAAAAUAUAUUGGAUCUUAUUUAUUUGAUUAUUCCAUCAGUUAAGUAGAAUUUGUAAAUGAUGAUUAACAUCUUUUAAUAUUAAAAAAGAAUUCGGAACUAAUUUUGAUUGAAUUGAAUUUUUAGUAGUUGUAAUAAAUAGCAAUAGGUCAAAUAGAUUGCGGUGCCUUUUCAUUGGAUGGUUAAAUUGCAUUAAAUUAUGAAAGCUAUUUAAAAAUAUUUAAUUCAGAGUUUUAAAUGAUAAAUUUUUUAGAAUUUGAUCUUUCCUUCUGUAAAUAUUUAGAGUUUUUUGAGCAUAAAUAAAAUUAUAUAUUAGCUGUUUUAAGAGAUAAAAUUGUCAUUUUAGAUUAUCUAGAGAAUAAAAUUAUUAGUUGGCCCUCUUCAUUUGAGGAGGGUUUAAUUUAAUCAAAAUUAACUUUGUAAGAUACAUUAAUUAUGAUGUAAGAUGAAAAUAGUGUUAAAGUUUGGGAUAUAAAUGACUUCAACAAUAUCUAAUUAUGCAUGUAUUAAGAAAAUAUUCAAUCUUUUUUUAUUUAUGACGAAGGGAAAUAUGGAGUUGGAAUAAGAGAUGGUUAGGUAAUAAGAAUUAAGGAUAUAUUUAACUUAAAUUUUGUAUUUCCUAUAAAUUAAAAAGAAGAAAGUGAUUAAUUAAUUAUUAAUUAAGAAUCAUAUUUAAUCUUAACUAACUCUUAUAAACUUUUAUUUUAUUAGAGAGAUAACAAAUAAAUAUUUAAAUUUAAAGAUGAGGUAAUUAGCUUUGCAUAUUCUGAAGAAAAGAACUUGUUUGCAAUUUUCUCAAGACAAAAUUAAAUUUAACUUGCUGAAUUUUUGAAUGGCCAAUUUAAUGUACUUUAUGUUUUUGAAGAGAAAGUGUCAAAUAUCGAUUUUGUUAGUCUGUUUUUAUCGAAAGAUGGAGAAUAAAUGAUCAUUAAAUCUGAGGAAAGUUUCAGUGUAUUUUAAAUAAAAAAGAAGAAGAAUGUAUUUCGAAAAGUCUUUUAUCUUGGUUUAAAUGAUUAGAUUUCUAUUAUACCUAAUUAGGCAAUAGCAUUUUAAAAUUAAGGAACUUCUACCCAAAAGCAAUAUAUAGCCCUUUUAAUGCAGAAUAUGAAAUCAUUUAAGAUAGUUGAUGCUUAAAAUUUGAAAUAACAAGUAUUAAUUUAUUCAAAAGAUUUAUCGAUAUUUGAAUUAGGUUAAAAUGAAGAAAUUUAUAUGAAUAUUGGAAAUAAAUAAACUAUUAUCUUUGACUCUAUAAAACUUAAAGUAAGAAUAGAGGAGAAUUCGAAAAUGAAUUGUAAAAAUAUCUUGAAAUCUGUUGGAGAGGAUAAAUUUGUUUAUAUAAAUGAUGAGAAUAAAAUUAUUUUAUAUACUGCAUCAACUUUUUCUUAAUCAGAAAUUGAAAUAACCAUAGAUAAAAUAACCUGCAUAGAAUAUUUACCAUAAUAAUAGUGGAUAGCAGUAAGUACAGAUGAGAAUGCUAUAAUAUUUUGUGAUUUGUAAGCUAAAAAUAUUGUUGGAUCAUUAAAAGGACAUUAAAAAUAAAUUAAUUCUAUGACAGUUUCACCGAAUGGAAACGUUUUUGCAUCUGCAAGUGAUGAUAAACUAAUAAAGUUAUGGAAUAUUCAAUAAAAUGAAACUUCAGAGGUUAAGUAGAGACAUAAAUAUUCUAUUAGUUGUUUGGUAUUUUUUGAAGAUGGUCAAACUCUAGCAUCAGGUAGUAUAAAGGGUUUAGAUGAGGAAGUACCAAUUUUUCUAUGGGAUCUAGUUGAUAAAAAGUUACUGAAUCAACUUAAAGGACAUACAGAUACUAUUCUCUGUUUAGAAAUCUCUUUUUGCGAGAAAUAAUUAAUUUCAGGAAGCAAGAAUGGAACUAUAAUCUUUUGGAAUGUUCAAUAUCCAUAGGCAGCAGAGAUUUUAUAUUAUAUAGAUGAAUUCAAUUUAUCUAUUAAUUCUCUUAAUAUUUCCAAAAAGGAACCAAAUUUUAUUAUAUUAUCCAAUCAGAAUUGUAUUUAAAAAUGUAAUCUAAAAUAAAUUAAAAAAUAAGACAAAAGAACUCUCCAACUAAAGAAUAGAUUUUAAGAAUACUAGUUUCUUUAAGCUGAUUAAUUUGUUUAUAUAGAUGAUAAAUCGAAAUUAAAAUUAUUAAAACUUGAAACACAAAAAUAAGAGGUAAUAUCAACAGAAGGAAAUAAAAUUAUUUAAAUCAUUCCUUCAAAAGAUUGCAGUUAGAUUUUGUGUUUAUAGAGCAAUGGAUAUUUAAGUUCUUAUUAAAAAAAUAAGGAUGCAAAAUGGAUCAAGUAUUAUUUCAAUCAUUUAUAUACAAAGCAUUUAUUUAUCACUCCCAAUUAAUAAUUAAUAUUUUAGUUACUGAAUAAAUCUUAGGAUAUAAGCUCUCUUAAAUAUUAACCAAUAAUCAUACAUGAUUUUAAUAAAUUUUUGUCUUCAUCAUCAGAGAAAGAAUUUUUGAUUGAAUAAUAGAUUAUGGAUGACGAAAUAAUAACAUUUUCUUAAAACCUAAUAAUCAAAUUUAUUAAUAAUACUAUAACAAUACAAGAAAUUAGUAAUUAAAAAAUUAUUUAGAGUUUUAAUAAUAGCCAAUUUACAAAGAAUUAUAAAAUAUCAUAUGAUUAUAAAUAUUUGGCUUGUUAAUCAAAUAAUAACAGUACAUAAACUUUUCUAUAAAUAUGGGAAAUUUAAAAUCCUAAUAAUUUCAUUCAACUUAAGGUUUUAGACUAAAGUCUGAUUGAAUAUGAAUUCUCUAGUAAAGAUUCAAACAAAAUUUACGCAAUUUAUAAAAAUGGAAUUCUAAUGCAAUGGGAUGUUAUCAAUCAAAGAGUUUAAAUUUUGAACGUUUCUUUUUAAUUGUCGAAUUAUAUAAAAUUUAAUUUUUCAACAAGUUUAAAAUAUUUAUUGUGCUAUAAGGAUGGUAAUUAAAUAGAUGUAUGGUAAUUAGAAAAUUCUGAAAAAUAUUUAGAAAUAGAUUUAAUUUAUAGAAUUGGAAACAUCGCUUUUUCUAAAAAUGAUGAAAAUUUUAUAGUUGCUCUACCUUUUUAGGAUUAAAUUAUUUUAACAAACAAAAUAAAAUAAAAUCACAUUGAUGUCAUUUUUAAUUAAUCUAGAGAGCUAAUAAUUUAAUUUGUUAAUAAUGAAUAAAAAUUAAUUGCUAUGAUAUCUCGUUUCCUAGUUUUAUGGUAAAUAGAUGAACAACUUAAUUAUUAAUUAAUAGGAUAUUGGUAAGUAUUGGAUGAUCUUCUAUAGAGUAUUUAAACAAAUUGCUUUUUUGAUUACGAUGACUAAAAAUAGUAAAUAGCUAUUAACUUUGAGAAUAGGAUAUAUGUAAUAAAAAUGAUUCCAACAAUUUGUAUGAAUAGUGAAGAUAGCUUUGAUCAUAUAAAUGAUUAAAGAUCAGUUUGCUUUUCACCUGAUAGUUAAUAUUUUAUUAAUUUGACUCCAUAUUUGAAAAUCUACGAAGUAUAAAAUUUUAAAAUGUUAAUUGAAUCCAAAGAUUUUUAAGGUUAAUCUGCUUCAUUUUAAUCAAAUGAAAUUUUAGUAAUAGCAAAUAAUUAAGAAAUGCACUUUAUAAAUAUUAGUAAGAUAGAUAAAUUAGAAGAGAUUAACAAAAUAAACUACUAAAAUUAGAUCUUUGAUUUUGCAUUAAGUUUGGACUAUUUAUUAAUAUAAUACAAAAAUGAAAAUGAACUAUUUUAAUAAAUUAAUGUAAUUCCUGAAAUGAAGUCAAAGAAGAAAAAGAAAAAGAAGAAAAAUAUUUAAAUAAAAAUGAGAGAUCGAGAUAAUUAAAUAAAUUAAUAAGUGGAUUGUCAAGAUAAGCUUACGAAAUUAUAUUCAAAAAAUAAUUCUCUUAUAUCUAUCUUUUAUACUUUUGGCAAACCAUAAUUUAGUGAAAGUGGAAAAUAUUUAGUAUUAAAUAGAUGGAACAACUUUUCAAUAAUUAAUAUUUAAAAUAUAGAAAAUCAUAUUUUUGAAUAACAACAUUUAUUGGAUCAAUAAAUUGAACAUGGCUAAAUUUUUUAUUCUCCUGAUGAAGAAUUUAUAUUUUUAUUUACACAAAACAGUAUUUAACUUUUAAAUUCAAAGAGUUUAAUUUCAAUAAAAAAUUUUCCAAUAGAUUUUUUAGUAAAAGAGAUUUAAAUAUCUUAAAAUUGGAAAUCCUUUGCUUUAAUGAAUGAAACAUUUGUAAAGAUUUAUUUGUUUAAAAAUUAAUAAGAAUUUGAAUUGGUUUAGACAAUUAAUGAAAAAAAACACAUAUUCAAUUGUGUCGCUUUAUCUCCUAAAGGAGAUCUAUUUCUUACUGGAGGGUAAAAUAAAGAAGAUUUCACAAAUUCAAUAUAGUUAUGGAAAUUAUAUUAAGAUAGUAAAUUAUGCAUUAAUGAUUUAUUAUCUGAUCAAGUAAAGUUAUUAAAAUUUUGUCCAGAUGGAAUCAAUUUUGCUGCAGGUUUCUAAGAUGGAUCUGUUAAUUUAUUUUCAAUAAAUGUAAAAUAGUUAACACAUGUUUCGGGCUCAGAAUAAUAUAAAAUAUUUUGUUAUUAAUCAUUUGCCAAGUAAUCAUUAUUGUAAGCUCAAUAAUGCAUAUUAUCAAAAUAACCAAAAAUGCAAGAAUCAAUUAUUUAACUUCUGUGUUAAAAAGGUGCAAAUUAAUAAUGA
Messenger RNA from Paramecium sonneborni, 12708 nucleotides. Lineage: Eukaryota; Ciliophora; Oligohymenophorea; Peniculida; Parameciidae. The record is from the annotation of a GenBank genome assembly.